Messenger RNA from Cucumis melo (muskmelon), 1624 nucleotides. RefSeq names its product probable mitochondrial saccharopine dehydrogenase-like oxidoreductase At5g39410. Gene Ontology annotation, cellular component: lipid droplet; mitochondrion; plasma membrane. Gene Ontology annotation, biological process: glycolipid biosynthetic process. NCBI's taxonomy places the organism in Eukaryota, Viridiplantae, Streptophyta, Magnoliopsida, Cucurbitales, Cucurbitaceae. The record is from RefSeq and is a predicted model, not a curated record. The transcript is spliced from 2 exons. Bases 118 to 1446 code for a protein of 442 amino acids.
UUGAUGUUCUUUAAAACUAUCCCCUGCUUACACUUCUUAUAGAAAGCCAACCUUGAUUAUAAAAUUCCAUAUUUACCUGACUUCACCGCCUUCAAAUUCAGAUCCUUACCUUCAUCAAUGGAAGGUCCCCCUUACGAUCUCAUCAUUCUAGGCGCCACUGGCUUCACAGGCAAGUACGUUGUUCGAGAAGCUCUCAAAUUCCUCAACCCUUCUUCUCCUCUCAAAUCUUUCGCUCUUGCCGGUCGAAACCUCACGAAACUGACCCAAACCCUCCAAUGGGCAGCUCAUCCCCAUUCCCCGCCGCCGAUUCCUUUCCUUAUCGCCGAUAUCGCCGACCCACAAUCUAUCCACCGGCUUUGUACCCAAACCAAGCUCAUUCUCAACUGCGUCGGACCCUUUCGCCGCUACGGCGAGCCGGUGGUUGCGGCGUGCGUCGAGACGGGGUGUGAUUACUUGGAUAUAUGUGGGGAGCCUGAGUUCAUGGAGAAAAUGGAAACUAAUUAUCAUGAGAGGGCGGUUCAGAGUGGGGCUUUGGUGGUUUCGGCUUGUGGGUUUGAUUCGGUUCCUGCUGAAUUGGGUUUGAUGUUCAAUUCGAGGCAGUGGGUUGGGCAAAUGGCGCCGAAUCGGAUCGAAGCGUAUUUGAGCUUGGAAUCGAAGAAGAAAAUAGUUGGGAACUUUGGGACUUUUGAAUCGGCUGUUUUGGGUGUUGCUAAUGCUGAUCAGUUGUUGAAAUUGAGGCGUUCGAGGCCUAGAAAACCUCGGCCUCAGAUCCCUGGUCCUCCUCCUCCUAAAGGACCAACUAUUGAACACAAGAAGGAGAUAGGCCUUUGGGCUGUAAGAUUACCUUCAGCUGAUUCCACUGUUGUUCGAAGAACACUCUCUACUCUAGCCGAAAACCCACAAGGUCUUCCUGGUGUUAACGAGAGCGCUGAGGAAAUCGAACAGAGGAAAACAUUUUGGUCGUCCGUGAAGCCAGCUCACUUUGGAGUAAAAAUUGGCACGAAGUCAUUGAUUGGCAUUCUUCGAAUCAUCACAGUUGGGAUGUUCAUAGGGCUGUUGGGUAAAACUUCAUUUGGAAGGUGGCUUCUCUUGACGUUCCCUUCGGUUUUCAGUCUUGGGUGGUUCCGAAAGAAGGGUCCUUCCGAAGAAGAGGUAAAUAGCGCCUCAUUCAAAAUGUGGUUUAUUGGCCAUGGUUUUAGAAGCAGCAACAAUGAGGGGAAUGUAGAACCUGAAAUGGAAAUCGUAACGAGAGUGAUGGGGCCCGAGAUCGGGUAUCUAACUACCCCAAUAAUUCUUGUUCAAUGUGCAUUGAUUGUUCUAAGCAAACGUGAGUCUCUGCCAAAAGGAGGAGUUCUAACUCCAGGUAUUGUGUUUGGACCAACUGAUCUCCAACAAAGACUCCAAGAGAAUGGCAUAUCUUUUGAUGUCGUUUCAAAGAAUGCUUAGUUAGGGAGAUUGCACUGCAAUAAUAUACUUUUUUUCUCAUAAAAUGUAUAUUAAGUUUUCUUUUUUCCAUGGUAUACUUUUAGGGAUAUCAACUGGCAAUAAUUAGUUUGUUGGUUAAAAGUACAGUCUGAAUUUCUUUUUUUGGUGGAUUAUAGUUAUAUGUUUGUUUCAUUUUUAA